CAAUUUAAAUUGGGGCAAUGGCAUAUGUGGAAUCGCUGCUGCACAAGUGCACCUCUUUCCCACACAUUCAACAACUCCACGCCCACCUCCUAAUCACCGGCCUUUUCCACUUGCACAUUUCCCGCUCAAAGUUCCUCGAUUUCUGCGCCACCUCCGUCAACCUCCCCUACGCCGCCGCCGUCUUCCGCUCCGUCCCCCUCCCUCUCACCAACGACUGGAAUGCGAUCAUCCGAGGCCACGCCCAGAGCCACCACCCCAUCAAUGCCGUCACGUGCUACCUCUCCAUGUCACGUGCCCCCUGCAAGCCCGAUGCUCUCACGUGCUCCUUCUUCCUCAAGGCCUGCGCCCGCGCCUUGGCCCGAAUCGAAUCUCUCCAAAUGCACUCGCAAGUUCUGAAAUCUGGGUUCGACGCAGAUGUGUUGCUGCAGACCACAUUGCUCGAUGUAUACGCCAAGUGUGGGGAUUUGGACAACAGCUGCAAGCUGUUCGACGAAAUGUCCAAGAGGGAUAUCGCUAGUUGGAACGCUUUGAUUUCUGGGCUGGCGCAGGGUAACCGCCCCUACGAAGCUUUGAAGCUGUUCAAUAGAAUGAGGGAAGGCGGCAAUGAUGGUCGAGGCCUAAUGACACCUAAUGAGGUCACUGUUCUUGGCGCUCUCUCAGCCUGCUCUCAGCUCGGUGCAAUUAAAGAAGGUGAUAAAGUGUACGAAUAUAUUCGUAAAAGUUUCUUGGAUGAUAAUGUGAUAGUAUGCAAUGCUGUUAUUGAUAUGUACGCGAAGUGUGGGGCGGUGGAGAAAGCGUAUACCGUGUUUCAGGGCAUGAAUUGUUCCAAGAGUAUAAUCACAUGGAACACCAUGAUUAUGGGGUUUGCAAUGGAUGGCAAUGGAGUGAAAGCACUUCAACUUUUUAACCGCAUGGCAUGGCCAAUGCCAGAUGGUGUCACCUAUUUGGCCGCCUUAUGCGCGUGUAACCACACGGGAUUGGUCGAUGAAGGGGUGAGGCUUUUUGAGCUAAUGGAUAAAAACGGGGUUAGCAAAAACGUGAAGCAUUACGGGAGUGUGGUGGACUUGUUGGGAAGAGCAGGGAGAUUAGACGAGGCAUACAAGAUCAUAGAAUCUAUGCCUAUGUUUCCAGAUGUUGUGCUAUGGCAAACUCUCUUAGGUGCCUCCAAAACAUACGGUAAUGUAGAAAUGGCGGAAAAAGCAUCAAGAAAGCUCGUUGAAAUGGGAUCAAGUACUUGCGGGGAUUUCGUGUUAUUAUCGAACGUAUAUGCUGCACACGAGAGGUGGAAUGAUGUGGGCAGAGUGAGAGAUGCAAUGAAGACUAGGGAUGUCAAGAAAGUUCCGGGAUUUAGCUACACUGAGAUGAACGGUGCAAUAUAUCAGUUCUUUAAUGGCGAUAAAAGCCACCCUCUUUGGAGAGAGAUUUAUGCGAAAUUAGAAGAGAUUGGUUUUAGGAUUAGGGAAUUUGGGUACGAGGCCGAGACUAAUUACGUGUUGCAUGAUAUAGGGCAUGAAGAGAAGGAGAAUGCGUUGUCUCAUCAUAGUGAGAAAUUGGCUGUGGCUUUUGGUUUGAUUAGUACCGAUGAGAACAGCCCCAUAAAUGUUAAUAAGAAUCUUAGGAUAUGUGGAGAUUGCCAUGCGGUAAUAAAGCUUAUUUCGAAGUUGUAUAAUCGGGAAAUUAUUGUGAGGGAUCGCACUCGGUUUCACAGGUUUAAAGAGGGGUCUUGUUCCUGCAGAGAUUAUUGGUGACAACCUAACUUUACUUUACCAGUUAGUGUUAUUUACCAUUUGUAUACUAGUGCUAUUUGUAUUGUUGCCAGGUUUCGGUUUUGUCAGUUGGAUUUCCAAUUUUAUCGACAGCAAUUUGUAUGCUGGUGACUAAAAACUGAUGCUUAUACACUGAAAUAUUUCACCUCCAAUUCUGCAAAGGUAAACAUUACAUAUUUCACAACAGAUUGUAAUUUUACCAGGAUGUGAGCAAAUCUGCUAACAAUAAAUAAGAUAGAUACCACUGAACAAAAUCAUUGGCCAGUUAAUGAAUAAAUAUGACAAAUAAACUACACACCCAACGGUCAUAACUCGGCACAGAAAAAAAA
Erythranthe guttata (spotted monkey flower) is the source of this 2095-nucleotide messenger RNA. RefSeq names its product Tetratricopeptide repeat (TPR)-like superfamily protein. Gene Ontology annotation, biological process: RNA modification. The record is from RefSeq and is a predicted model, not a curated record. Gene Ontology annotation, molecular function: RNA binding; protein binding; zinc ion binding. Gene Ontology annotation, cellular component: intracellular membrane-bounded organelle. NCBI's taxonomy places the organism in Eukaryota, Viridiplantae, Streptophyta, Magnoliopsida, Lamiales, Phrymaceae.